This is a messenger RNA of Passer domesticus (house sparrow), 642 nucleotides long. RefSeq lists its product as uncharacterized. The coding region runs from base 1 to 642 and encodes 213 amino acids. The record is from RefSeq and is a predicted model, not a curated record. Lineage: Eukaryota; Metazoa; Chordata; Aves; Passeriformes; Passeridae. The transcript has 5 exons.
AUGGCACACAGAGCCAGCCACGAGGAUGGCACACAGAGCCAUGAGGAUGGCACACAGAGCCAUGAGGAUGGCACACAGAGCCGUGAGGACGGCACACAGAGCCAUGAGGACGGCACACAGAGCCAUGAGGACAGCGCACAGAGCCAUGAGGAUGGCAGAAGCCAUGAGGAUGGCACACAGAGCCAUGAGGACAGCACACAGAGCCAUGAGGAUGGCACACAGAGCCAUGAGGAUGGCACACAGAGCCGUGAGGACGGCACACAGAGCCAUGAGGACAGCACACAGAGCCAUGAGGAUGGCAGAGCCAUGAGGAUGGCACACAGAGCCAUGAGGAUGGCACACAGUGCCAUGAGGAUGGCACACAGAGCCAGCCGUGAGGAUGGCACACAGUCCCACGAGGACGGCACACAGAGCCAUGAGGAUGGCACACAGAGCCAUGAGGAUGGCAGAGCCAUGAGGAUGGCACACAGUCCCACGAGGACGCGCCGCAGAGCGUCCACCAGGCGCUGCCUGGGCUCGGCCGGGGCGCUGCUGCGGCCCCGGGGCCCGGUCCUUCCCGGCCCCAUCCCGGCCCUGGCCCACGGGCCCGGGCCCGCCCCGGGACGCCGCUUCCGGCGGCGGCGGCGGCGCGCGCACGCGUGA